Oppiella nova is the source of this 633-nucleotide messenger RNA. The record is from the annotation of a GenBank genome assembly. NCBI's taxonomy places the organism in Eukaryota, Metazoa, Arthropoda, Arachnida, Sarcoptiformes, Oppiidae.
GCCCUACCCGACAGCGUAGACUGGAGGUCCAAGAAUGUGGUCACACAUGUCAAGGAUCAGGGACAGUGCGGUUCGUGUUUUGCAUUCUGUGCCGUCGAUUCAAUUGAAAUGAACUAUUCAAUCAAAUCAUACAAUACUAAUACAAGCGCCCGACCCAUAGGUCAAUACGCCAUCGCCACCGGAAAGCUGGUAGAGUUGGCGCCCUCACAGAUCGUCGACUGCAUCCACUCCGGCGGUGAUGUCUGCCAAACAGGUUGCGAUCCGGUGGGUGCUAUUGAGUUGGUCAUCAAAGAGGGUGGCAUUGGAAAGGAGUCGGACUACCCAUACCACGCCCGUAUGGCCACCUGCCAGUUCACCAAGAGCAAAAAGGCCGUAUCGGUCACCGGCACCCACACCCUCCAGACCGGUCAGGAGUCGUCCAUCCAGAACGCCGUGGGAAGUGUGGGACCGGUAGCCGUGGCCAUCGAUGCCGGGCACCAGAGCUUCCAGCACUACAAAUCGGGUGUAUAUGUGGAGCCCCAAUGUAGCUCAACCAAACUCAAUCAUGGGGUGUCGGCUGUGGGCUAUGGCUCAGAGGGUGGACAGGACUACUGGCUCAUCAAGAACUCGUGGGGAACCACCUUUGGUAUCCAG